Messenger RNA from Adineta steineri, 1326 nucleotides. The record is from the annotation of a GenBank genome assembly. NCBI's taxonomy places the organism in Eukaryota, Metazoa, Rotifera, Eurotatoria, Adinetida, Adinetidae.
AUGUGGUAUCCAUCUCAACAACAGCAUCACAAUCAGCAACAACGCUGGCAUGGUUAUAACCAUCAUCUUUCAACACAGCAACAACAACAAAACUAUUCGAGAACUUCAUAUUAUUGUAAUUCUGACGAAUCGUUGACUACAAAUCAAGCAACAACUACUUAUGUAGUGUCAAGAAAUGAUGAGAAUGAAUCAUUUAUCCAUUAUCAUCAAAAUCGACCUGAUGAUGUUUAUGCAACUGGUACAGACUAUUACGUGACUACUUCUACCGGUUCUUAUAGUGAUGAGAUGUCGUCAUCAUCCUUACCUUAUCAUACUCCAAAUACCCAUUGGAAUCCAGUCAUUGCUGCACCGACAAAAACAUUCAUAAUGACAAAUAGUACGAACCAAAAUCAUAUUACUAAUGUUACACCGUCCUCUUCCCCUACUUCGUCAUCCUCAUCACCCUCAUCACCCUCCUCCUCAUCAUCUUCAUCAGCUUGUUGGGAUUGGUUACUUUAUCCUCCGGAAAUUUAUUCACAUUUAUACAUACCUUCAUCGUCUUUCAUUCAACAGCAACCACAAGAUGAAGAUUUUGAUUUAUUAGCGAGUUUACCAACAUGGUUACUUGCUUUACUUUAUCCAUCAAUGAAACAAAUAUAUACAACGGACGAUGAGAAUGAUAGUGAUCAAGAGAUUAGUUCUCUUAAUAAUAAUUAUGACGAGCCAUUAUUAUCGAUUAAUGUCGAUAAAAAAAUUAAUCAUGUCUCGUCAAAUUUAUCCUUAUCGUCCGAAAAUACUGUUAGUGGUCAAAAAUUACAACAAAAUCGUUCAUCAACACCAGAUACAGAUGAUGGUUAUCAAUCAGCUAGUGAUGCUAGUCGUAGUGAUUAUUCACAACAAUCAUCAUUACAUUAUGAUCAUCAUAAUAGUAAAGAUGAUAUAACAAUUAAUGUGCCUUCAUCACUUAUGCCAAGACGUAUAUCUUAUGCAGCUGCUGUUAAACCAAUAACAACACCAAUAAUUACAAAUAAUAAAACAAGUCCAUUAACAACACCAAUUAUUAAAACGAAGAAUAAUUCUUCAUCAUCAUCAUCAUUAAUAACAAAUGAUUUAUUAAAUAAUAAUGGUCAAAAAUUAAAAUUUAUUGCUCCACGUUUUGAACGAAUGCAUCAUGCUAAGCAAUAUCCAUCUACAACUACUACAACGACGACGACGAUACAUAGAGAUUCGUCGUCGUCGUCAUCUUCUACAUCAUUAACAAAUCGAACACAAAUUCGUUCAAAUAAUAAUAAUAAUCAUAAUAAUAAUCAACGCAAUUAUGUUCUUAAUUCAACACGACGUCGUUAA